UUUGUUUGAUGUCAUUUUCACUUUGUAUGAGACGCCGCUCAUCACCCCUCUGCCUCUUACUCCUGCUCCGGCCUGCUCCUGCUCUUGCUCCGUCCUGCUCAGUCGCUAUUUUUCAGUCUCCCUCUCUUUCUCAUCUGGCCAGCGAGCUGCUGCUGCUGCUUCCUUCCCUCCCUGUUGACGUCGUCGAGCCCGAUUGCUGCUGCUGCUUCUCUCUUCCACCCAGUGGAAAUCGAUUUGCCCCUGCUCGACCGGAGCUCUGCUGCCUGCUGCUGCUUUCCUCUCCCAGGUGGCCAGGCUUUCUCGGAUUUAGUUAUCGUUCGGCCUUUCUUCUCUUCUAAGUGCGGCACAGCAAAUGGAGCUCUCAGUUCAAUCUCGUGUUGUUGGGAUUCCCCCAACCUACGUUCAUCCCCCAAAACCCACCGCUAAGAGCGACAGGUCCCUGGCGACAGCAUCCCCUUCACUGGUCAGCUCCGACAGAAUCGAAGAGGUGAAGAGGGUGGUAACCAAGGAGAUAGACGUGGCCGUGAAGAUCCAUCUUGACGGCACUGGCAUUGCUGAUAGCAGCACUGGGAUUCCUUUGGAUCACAUGUUAGAUCAACUUGCUUCGCAUGGGUUGUUGGAUGUGCAUGUGAGGGCCAUUGGCGACAUUCACAUAGAUGAUCACCAUACAAAUGAGAAUGUUGCCCUUGCUAUUGGAACAGCUUUAUUGCAGGCACUUGGAGACAGGAAAGGAAUAAACCGUUUCAGUGAUUUCUCAGCUCCACUUGAUGAAGCCCUUGUACAUGUUGCACUGGAUUUGUCAGGGCGGCCGCAUUUAAGUUUUGAUAUACAGAUACCCACAGAGAGGGUAGGGACAUAUGACACUCGGUUGGUAGAGCAUUUUUUUCAAUCCCUAGUCAAUACCUCGGGUAUGACACUUCAUGUAAGACAGCUAGCUGGAAAAAAAUCGCACCAUAUUAUUGAGGCUACUUUUAAGGCUUUUGCUAGGGCUCUUUGGCAAGCCACCGAGUAUGAUCCAAGGCGUCUUGGGACAGUUCCCAGCUCGAAAGGGGUUCUAUCACGAUCUUGAUGAGGAAUGACUUGUAUGAACACCAGAGUUUAUGCCAUGUUAUUCUCCGACAGGCUUCAUACAUGGUAUGUUGUCUCACCAUUUACCUAGAGAUACAUUUUGCAUCAUCAGAAAGGUGACGCAACCAGAGGAAAACGGCGACUUUUGUUCGAUAUACAUUACUGAGAUGAGACUGGCUUUUAUGUUCAUGUGAUUGCUGCAUGAUGGGGUGCCCUGCUCAUGGUGCUAUUAACAUAAGUCAACAAGAUCCUCGUUUAGCAAGUUUUAUGGUUUAGCCCUGUAUUAGAGUUUCUCCAGGAAGAUGCCAUCUUCCGUGUAAUUUGCUCAUGGUACUAUUAACAUAAGAUAAGUCAACAAGAUCCUCGUUUAGCAAGUUUUACGGUCUAGCCCUGUAUUAGAGUUUCUCCAGCAAGACGCCUCCUGUGUGUAAUUUGGGUAUGAAGGAACUUCUUGUCCAGUACUUAUGGUUCACAUGUGCUGGAAAUGCCUAAUUAUGAGAACUUUGUGCUCUGGACUUUUAAUU
Punica granatum (pomegranate) is the source of this 1592-nucleotide messenger RNA. The record is from RefSeq and is a predicted model, not a curated record. Lineage: Eukaryota; Viridiplantae; Streptophyta; Magnoliopsida; Myrtales; Lythraceae.